UUCUUGCAUCUAUUCUAUAGACUUCUCAAGUAUGUGUUGUAGGCUACGGCCCUCUUGCCUCUUGGUUUUUCAGUUUGAGUAUGACAUAAGAGUUUUGAGAGGCUGAGUGGACAAAAAAAGUUGCAAUCAUGUGGCACGAGGCAAGACGGCAGGAGAGGAAGAUCAGGGGUCUGAUGGUUGAUUACAAAAGACGAGCUGAUCGUAGAAGGGAGUUCUAUGAAAAAAUUAAACUAGAUCCUACACAGUUUCUGCGCAUGUAUGGGCGGCCUCUGAAAAUCCAUUUAGACCCUGCGGUUGCUACAGCUGCAGAAGGACCACAGAGCAUGAUGCCUUGGCAAGGUGAUUCUAGUAACAUGAUUGAUCGGUUUGAUGUGAGGGCCAACCUUGACCUCAUCCCUGAGUAUGUACCGGAGAAAAUUUCAAUGCCCCCCACAUCAAGGGAAGAUGAAGAUGAACGAUUUGCAAACUAUGAAAGAUAUCGCACUCUUGUGGAAAAUGAAGCAGCAGGAUUGUCAGAAGAGUAUUCCUUGCACCAGAUCUAUAUGGAUGAACAUUUUGGGACCAUCAACAAAGGGAAUGAAGAAGAGAAGAAAAAGAAUGCCGACAAGAAAGCUGCUAUCGGCUUUGUUUAUGAGGACAGCACGCCUGCCAAAGAUAAAGAUGCUGAGGAAAGUGAAGAAGAGGAGAGUGAUGAAGAUAUUGAAACUGUAGACUUAGACGUUACAAUAGAUGUGGAUAUUUUGACCACGGAGCAGUGCUCAGAGAUAAACUUGUGUGCAGCACAGUACGGAAUGAAAAAUGAUGAUUUUAUCAGAUUGUUGCGCAAAGACAAAGAUGAGAUGGAAGCUUUGAAGGAAGCGAGGCAGCUGGAGGAGGCAAAAGCUCAGUUUUCUGGACGCAAGUCAAGAAAAGAAAGAAGAGCUAUCAACGAAAAAAGACAAAAUCCUCAUCGAUUCAGCAGACCAAGCUAUGCAGCCCGUGAGAGUCCCAAAUAUGAACCCUACAAAAGACCAGGAUCAUCAUCCCGUUCACGGUCGCGCUCCCGCUCCCGCUCCAGAACGCCAGAGAAGGUGGAGGUGAAAUUUAUCACCAGCUUUGGUGCGGACAGUGACGAGGAGGCUGUGGUGCAGGGUCCGUCGUUACCUGCCAACCUACAAGUCGCCACCGGGAAGAAAAGCGCUGCCUCUCCCGAGUCCUCUAAGUGUGAGGCUUCAUGGCCAGCUUCUAAAGCCAGACAGGCUAAAAGUCGAAGCAAGUCAUAUUCCAGGUCUCGGUCGAGGUCCCGGUCCAGAAGGUAUCGUCACAGCAGUAGCAGCAGUCGGUCCUAUAGCAGGUCACGAUCACGGUCUAGGUCAAGGUCACGCUCAAGGUCGAGACAGAGGAAGUAUUCUUCGGAUGGGAAAAGCCGUGGCAGAGGCAGUGUGAGCAGGUCCAGGAGAGAUCGGAGGUCGUACAGUUCAAGCGUGUCCCGUUCUCGCAGUCGCUCUAGGUCAAGGUCAAAGUCUUCACGAUCUAAAACAACCCAGAGCAGCACUGAUAAUAGUGCGGUGAAGAAACUGCCGGAGGUGAAACGAUACCGAAGGGAGAGUCUGUCUUCCAACUCUGAGCUCAGCGGUCUAGAUUCGGAGGACGAGAACAAGAAAAGUCAAGACACUUCAACUUCUUCGAAGACAUCGUCGAGGGAUGAUGUAAAAUCGUCAUUGGUACAGAGUGGUAAAAUUUCAAGCAAACAGCAAUCUCAAAACUCUCUGUUGACUGCCAAAGAGCGUCUUAAGAGAAAAAUGCAGGCUCAGCUGACCAAGCAGUUCAAAGCCGACAAAAAAGCCAGGAUAUCCAAGAUAUCUCAGUUGGAGCAAGAGAGAAUGGAUCGUGAAGAGGAAAUUCGAAAUCUUGCCCUGGAAAUGAGGAGAAGGGAACGUGAAAAACGCCACAAGGAGAUUGAGGAGGAGGAGAAGGAGCUUGAGUCACGAAGGAGUAAGAAAAUGAAAGCUGGGAGUGACAGCAGCAGCAGCAGCAGAAGCAGCCGCAGCAAGAGCAAGUCCCGAAGUGCAACUCCAGAGAAAAGAAGAAGUCCCGAGAGAAAGAGGGAGGACAGAGAACGAGCACGCCCUGAUAAUGGAAGAAUGGAAGAAAGAAGAAGGGAGGAGCGGACGGAAGACAGGAGAGACUUCAGGCAAGAGGAGAGGCGGAGAGGACCUCCGGAGGACAGGAGGAGGUCUGAUGAGAGGAGAUGGGAUCCCCCGCGAGACAGGAGGAGGAUGGAUGAGGAUAGACGGUCUGACAGAAGUCGAUGGGAGAGGGAGAGAGAUGGUGGUCGCUGGGGAGGAGGAGACAGAGGAGGAGCAGGAGACAGAGGGGGAGGAGGAGACAGAGGGGGAGGAGGAAACAGAGGGGGAGGAGACCGUGGACCAGGAGACCGCGGGCGAUGGGAAGGAAUUCUGCCGGACCCUCGGUGGGAUGGGGUGCCGUACGACAGAGACAGGGAUAACGACAGGCGCUGGGAGGGUCGCCGGGGAGACUAUGGAGAUGGGCCUUGGCAUGGCAGGUCAUCAUCGAAUUACAACAGCCCCAGAUCACGGGGUCCUCUGCUUCAUCGACCAAGCUCUCCGCUCAUGUCGCGACCUCGACCUCCUAAUGACCCUCGUCUGCUGGAAGACUACAAUUAACUAAUGGGAUCAAGCACGCCGUUUUGUACGCUCAUGACAUGAACAGCCUUGCCCAAAGAUGUAGAAACUGAAGGGGGAGAUUCCAGUGAUUGUGAUAGCUGUUUGGUCUUUUUGUUUGUAGUGUUGUUGCUUACAUGUUUGAAUCCACUGAGAUGAUAUCUUCUUUGACAAACCGCUGAAAUUUGGCAGAUUGAUGAGUGUUCUUGUGUUGUGCGUAAAACCAGUCUGAAAUAGGAUUUUGUUUGAAAUGAAAAAAAAAAAAUGUUCACGUCUCAUCUGCGCAAGUUACACAGUAGGACAGCUGUAUCAAUUGAUUGUGAGUGCACUAGCUUUAAGAAAUGGGUGACCAUUGAAGCGAAUAGUUUAUGCAACCUAUGGAUUGCUCGUAAGCUGAGGUCGGGAGUACCCCCAUUUUACAAAAGAUUUCACAUGUGUUAGGAGUUGAGUUGUUUUAGUGAAGUGAGGGUGCAUGUCUUGGGGAAAGUUUUAACUUGAAGUUGUCAUUACAGUAGAACACGACUAUAGCGGCACCUGCUACGUCGGGACCAUCCCUACACCGAGACCUUACCGGAAUCCCCUUUUUUUCCUAUGUAAACGCAAUUACCUGUGCUGGGGUAUAAUGGGGAAAGGAAAGGUCCGAACUCGGAUACAGCGGGAGAGAUCGAGCGAGCUCUAGCUGGGGGAGAGGGGGUUGGGGGGCUGUA
This is a messenger RNA of Aplysia californica (California sea hare), 3370 nucleotides long. RefSeq names its product CLK4-associating serine/arginine rich protein. Lineage: Eukaryota; Metazoa; Mollusca; Gastropoda; Aplysiida; Aplysiidae. The transcript has 19 exons. The coding region runs from base 129 to 2666 and encodes 845 amino acids. The record is from RefSeq and is a predicted model, not a curated record.